Closterium sp. Naga37s-1 is the source of this 2568-nucleotide messenger RNA. The record is from the annotation of a GenBank genome assembly. NCBI's taxonomy places the organism in Eukaryota, Viridiplantae, Streptophyta, Zygnematophyceae, Desmidiales, Closteriaceae.
AUGACGGCGCCGGUAUCGCCGGAAGAGGUGCUUCAGAAGAUGAUGCACGACGGCGUGUUUGAUUCGCUUAAGAACCGGAUCUUGCUCGACCUCAAGCAUAAUGAGGAGCUGCGGCAGUACACAGCUAAGCUGGUGCAGGGCAGCGAAACUCUCUCUGCUCAUGACGCCCGCACGCGGAACCGACGAGAGCUAUUUGAAGCAUUGCGGAAACAACUGGAGGCGCCAGUGGUUGAAAAGGCGUCUGGCUUCGCAUGGACCCUCAUGCUCUCACCUCUUUCUGGGGGCGUGGGGGAGGAAAUUCACUCCCGCGUCGAAGAGACCUUCACUCGCCUGCACGCUGAGAAGGCGGCCAGUGACGCGCUGACACGUGGCGGCGGCAGCAGUGCUGCUGGUGGGAGUUUCGAGGAUGCGGUGGUGGCAGCGGGGGAGGCAACGGGAGAGGCAAUGGCGGCAGCGGCACGCGUGGCAGCAGCGGCGGGUUUUGGCCCGAGGAAAGGCGGGGGUGUUGCUGCUGCAGGCGGUGGCGGUGGAGGGGAAGGCACUGGUGGUGCUGGGAAAGGAAGUGUCGCUGUUCCGUCAGAAACGGUAAAGGCAGAUGUUAAGGCUGAGGCUGAGGCUGAGGCGGAGGUUGAGGCGGAGGGGCCUUAUGGUGGGCCUGUGCUGCCUGGAAUCCGGUGUAUGACGGAUAUCACUGGGGAGAAUGAUGCUGAUGAUGCUGCUGCUGCUGGUGCCGCUGGCGCUGCCUCUACUGCUGCUGCUAAUAAUGCUGCUGCUCCUGCCACUGGUGAUAUUGCUUCUGCUGGUAGUGGUGGCCGUGGUGGUGAUAAAGCUGACGACGCCGGUCGAAACCGAAGGGACGACACGGGUUCCGAGAUUCGGAUGAGGAGGAACAAGUGGGACGAGGGGGGAGCAGGUCCGGAAGCCCGAGGGGCCGACGGGAGCAGGGAGGGCUACAGGAGGGAUUCGGAUGGAAGCAGGCGAUUUAGAGCUGAAGACCCCCCUCCUCCUAGGAGGUCUAAGUUUUCAGCAGAGCAUGGUCACCGGUGGGGAGGGGUUGGGAGGGAUGGGGGACGCGGUGGGGAGUGGGGAAUGGCAGGGGAGUGGGGAGGAGGAGAGGGGCCGCUGGAGAGGAGGGGUAGUAGGGAGGGGCCGGCUGUAGCGCCGUCCUCUGCCCCUGCUACAGCCACAGCAGGAGGCUCGGGAGGUGCUGGGCCGGGAGGGUUUGGUCCUAACCUGGCGCCUUUUCAUGGUCCGGGAGGGGCGCAAGCAGCAGUGGCAGCAGCAGCGGCAGUAGCAGCGGCUGCGGCAGCAGCAGCAGGGGCAGCAGGAGGGACAGGGGGAGCAGGCGGUGGGUAUGGUCCUGCUGCUGCUGCUGCUGCCGCUGCUGCUGCCGCAGCAGCAGCAGAGGCGUAUGGGUAUUCGGGAGGAAUGGGAGCUACUGGGGGAGGGUUUUCUGGGGGAGGUUAUAUGGGCCGGGGCAUGUCGACGCAGCACCUGCAUUUUGGUAUGGGCCGAACCCCACCCUCUUGGUUCGGGUCAGGUUCGGCAGCCUGGGCAGCACAGUUCCAGGCCUUGCAGAUGGGUCGGGGAGCUGGGAGCGUAGGAGGUUUUGGUUCGGGUGGGAUGGGAGGUAUGGCAGGAGGACAGUUAGGCUCGGGAGGCUAUGGUUCGGCAGGGUACGGCUCGGCAAGCGAAUGGGGUAUCUCAGGGGGUAACCCUCAUGGCCACGUGUCAUCAGCUCACCCUAGUCAUCCAUCUGCCCAGAUGACGUCACCUCGUGCUGUCGCUGACACAGCAGCAGGAGGAGAAUCCAGCCGUGCUCCUGCUGCUGCGGGCGUUGCUGCACCUGCUGCUACUGGUGCUACUGGUGGUACCACCGCUGCUGCUGGUGCCAGUGCUGCUGGGGCUUCCAAGUCCCCUUUGGCUCACAGGCCGUCCAUACCAACGCCAUCACGCCUGCCCAAGCCGAGGGAGGCUGUGAGAGAGCAGGAUAAGGGGCGGGAGCAGGGCGAGGGGCAGCUGAAGAGGAGAGGAUCCGUUGGCAGUGCCAUUGGCCCUGCCAGCGGUGGUGGGGUUGGUGGCGCUGCUGCUGCUGCUGCUGGUACUGGGAUUGGUGCGAUUGGUGGUGGUGCUGGGGUUGGUGGUGGAGGCAGUAAGGAGAGUGGGGCGAGCGCAAGAGGAGAGAAAGGCGAUGGUGGUGCUGCAAGAAGGAAGGAGGUGGCGCACAAGGCGCCCAUGAAAGGGCAGCAGGUGAAAGUUCAGGGGAAGGAACAACAGGCGAAAGUACAGGGGAAAGAGCAACAGCAGAAGGUGCAGGGGAAACAGCAGAAGGUGCAGGAGAAACAGCAGAAAGAAGCAGGCAAGCAGCAGCAGCAACAGCUGGCAAAGACCAAGGAAGAGCCAAAGAAAUUGCAGCAGCAGCAGCAAGUCAAGGGAGAGCACAGGGUUGAAGGAAAGGGGGUGGAGAAGGAGGUGAAGGUGCAGUCAGUUCCAGCAGCAACAGGGAAGGAUGAGGCACCACCGCAGCAAGCAUUGCAGCUGCUCAUAGGGAAACGACCCAGCAAGUGA